Messenger RNA from Tinamus guttatus (white-throated tinamou), 853 nucleotides. The record is from RefSeq and is a predicted model, not a curated record. NCBI's taxonomy places the organism in Eukaryota, Metazoa, Chordata, Aves, Tinamiformes, Tinamidae.
AUCAAACCCACGCCCUUCCUGUGCCUCACGCUGAAGAUGCUGCAGAUCCAGCCCGAGAAGGACAUCAUCGUGGAGUUCAUCAAGAACGAGGACUUCAAGUACGUGCGGAUGCUGGGCGCCCUGUACAUGAGGCUGACGGGCACUGCCAUCGACUGCUACAAGUACCUCUUACAAAUGGGACCUGCCUCGCAUCUUUUGCGUUUCCCAAACACUUAAUUUGAACUGAUGCAUGUGGAUGAAUUUAUUGAUGAACUACUCCAUGAGGAACGCGUGUGUGAUAUCAUUCUGCCUCGAUUACAGAAACGGUAUGUUCUGGAAGAAGCUGAGCAACUCGAACCUCGUGUUAGUGCUUUGGAAGAAGACAUGGAUGAUGUGGAGUCGAGUGAGGAGGAGGAGGAGGAAGAUGAAAAAUUGGAACGAGUACCCUCUCCCGAUCACCGCAGAAGAGGCUACAGAGACCUGGAUAAACCCCGCAGAUCUCCUGUUGUGAGAUACAGGCGGAGCCGAAGCAGGUCUCCAAGAAGACGAAGCCGUUCUCCAAAGAGAAGAAGCCCAUCGCCACGCCGGGAGAGGCAUCGCAGCAAAAGCCCGAGACGGCACAGGAGCAGAUCCAGGGAGAGGCGGCACAGAUCAAGAUCUAAAUCUCCAGGGCAUCACCGUAGUCACAGGCACAGAAGUCACUCUAAGUCACCUGAAAGAUCUAAGAAAAGUCACAAGAAAAGUCGUCGAGGGAAUGAAUAGAGAACUAAACCAAGCAGGCAUUUUAGGGACCUUGAACCACAGUCUAAUACUGCCCUUUUUGCUUUAUGGGGCAGUAAGAGAUGUACUGACUGUUUUAGCAGUCUAAUUCCUU